CUCCUUUGGCUUUUAAAUUACACUCACUUCUUAGCUACCUUUCUCUCAUCAUCACAAUACUUACUUCCUUCUAUCAACACACACAUAUCAUGUCUACUCACUUCUCCACCCACUACCACCUUCCCUCUUUCUCUUCUUCUAACUAUUUUUCUUUUCUUUCUUCAUCUUCCUCUUCUUCUCUCUUCUCCAAAUCCUCUCUUGGUGUUGUGUCGUUUGUGGCUAAAGACAAACAAGAGAAAAGAUGCAGAGCUAUAUCCAAAUCACGAACUCAAGAAGUAUUUCAAACAAGUGUUGCAACUUUAAAGUUGAGUGAGAUCAAUGUGGAGAAUGACAUAGUCAUAGAAGUUGGGGAAGAACAAGAUAUUGAAGUGGAUUUAGUGACGGAUGAGAUCAAGAAACGAGUAAACACAAUCAAAUCAAUAUUAUGUUCAUUGGAAGAUGGAGAAAUAACUAUAUCUGCUUAUGAUACUGCUUGGGUUGCUCUUGUUGAAGAUAUUCAUGCUAUUGGCACCCCUCAAUUUCCUUCUAGUCUAGAGUGGAUUGCGAAAAAUCAACUUUCAGACGGUUCGUGGGGCGAUAAUCGAUUGUUUUCCGCUCAUGAUCGAAUCAUUAACACAUUGGCUUGUGUUAUCGCAUUAAGAUCUUGGAAUAUGUACCCCGAAAUGUGCGACAAAGGAAUGAUUUUUUUUAAAGAGAACCUUAACAAGCUUGAGAAUGAGGAUGAGGAGCACAUGCCAAUUGGAUUUGAAAUUGCUUUCCCUUCGCUUCUUGAUCGAGCUCGUGGUUUGAACAUUGAUGUGCCAAAUGAUUCUUUUAUAUUGAAAAACAUUUUUCAAAAGAGAGAUGAAAAACUCACAAGAAUACCAAGAGAGAUAAUGCAUAAAGUGCCCACAACUUUGCUUCAUAGUUUGGAAGGAAUGUCAAGCUUGGAUUGGAAACAACUUCUAAAACUACAAUCUCAAGAUGGAUCAUUCUUGUUUUCUCCAUCUUCCACAGCUUUUGCACUAAUGCAAACUAAAGAUGAAAAUUGCCUCAAAUAUUUGAAUAGUGUUGUUACAAAGUUCAAUGGGGGAGUUCCAAAUGUGUAUCCAGUGGAUUUGUUUGAACAUAUUUGGGUGGUUGAUCGAAUCGAACGUCUUGGAAUAUCACGAUAUUUUCAACAAGAGAUCAAAGAUUGUAUGAAUUAUGUUCAAAGAUAUUGGACUGAAAAGGGAAUUUGUUGGGCAAGAAAUUCAAAUGUUCAAGAUAUUGAUGACACAUCAAUGGCUUUUAGAUUGCUAAGAUUACAUGGUCACCAAGUUUCAGCUAAUGUGUUUAAGCACUUUGAGAGAAAUGGUGAAUUCUUCUGCUUUGCUGGUCAAUGCACACAAGCUGUGACAGGAAUGUAUAAUCUAUUUAGAGCCACUCAAGUGCUUUUUCCAGGGGAGAAAAUUCUUGAACAUGCAAAGCACUUUUCUUCAAAGUUUUUGAGAGAGAAAAGAGAAGCAAAUGAGCUAAUAGAUAAAUGGAUUAUCAUGAAAAACCUUCCUGAAGAGGUGGCUUAUGCAUUGGACGUGCCAUGGUAUGCAAACUUGAGUCGAGUGGAGACAAGAUUUUAUAUUGAUCAAUAUGGUGGUGAAAGUGACGUAUGGAUAGGGAAAACUCUUUAUAGGAUGGCAUAUGUGAAUAACAACAAUUAUCUUGAGCUUGCUAAAUUAGACUACAACAAUUGCCAAGCACUGCAUCUAAAAGAGUGGGGCAUGAUUCAGAAGUGGUACUUGGAAUCUAGAUUGGGAGAAUAUAGAUUGAGCAAAAGGGGUCUUCUAUUGGCCUAUUUUUUGGCAGCAGCAAACAUAUUUGAACCUGAAAAGUCUCAUCAAAGACUUGCAUGGGCAAAAACCAAAGUCUUGCUUGAGACAAUUAAAUCUUAUAUUAGUGAUGCUAAUUUGAGAAAUGAUUUUGUGAAAUCUUUUAGUGAUUGCAUCAACCGGCGAGAUUAUUCCAUUGGCCGAAGGGUGAUAAAGAACAAAACAGGACAUGAACUUGCUGAGACAUUAGUUACAACCAUAGAUCAAAUAUCAUGGGAUAUACUUGUGUCUUAUGGUCAUGAAAUUGGAUAUGAUAUGCAUCAUUGUUGGAAAAAGUGGCUUUCAAGUUGGCAAAUUGAAGGAGACAAUUGUGAAGGAGAAGCAGAGCUUUUGGUACAAAUAAUAAACCUAAGUGCUGGCCAUUGGAUUUCUGAGGAGCAAAUAUUCAAUCCACAAUACAAGCAUCUUCUUCAACUCACUAACUCUAUUUGCCAUAAGCUUCGUUGCUAUCAAAAGGACAAGGAACUUAACAGCAGCAGCUGCGAAAACAUUAUUACCCCAGAAGCAGAGUCGAAAAUGCAAGAACUCGUACAAUUGGUGUUUCAAAAAUCUCCAAAUAGCAUUGAUUUUAAUAUCAAGAAUACAUUCUUUAUUGUUGCAAAAAGUUUUUACUAUGAAGCUUUCUGUGAUUCAAGGACCAUCAACUUUCAUAUUGCCAAAGUUCUCUUUGAUAAAGUUGUUUAAUGUCUUUGAAUAGGUAUUAGAUUUGUCCAUCAUUGUACAUAAUUUUCCUAUGAUAUGAUAUUAAAAAAAUAGGAAUAUAUAAAUAUAUAUUAGCUAUUGUGUUUCGAUGUAUAUAUAAUCGUAUUUUGUAAAUGAGGUAUUAGUUUAAUUU
This is a messenger RNA of Cicer arietinum (chickpea), 2682 nucleotides long. Its product is annotated as ent-copalyl diphosphate synthase, chloroplastic-like. The record is from RefSeq and is a predicted model, not a curated record. Gene Ontology annotation, biological process: gibberellin biosynthetic process. NCBI's taxonomy places the organism in Eukaryota, Viridiplantae, Streptophyta, Magnoliopsida, Fabales, Fabaceae. Gene Ontology annotation, cellular component: chloroplast. Gene Ontology annotation, molecular function: magnesium ion binding; terpene synthase activity.